AUGCUUCGACAAGUUAAACCUCGCAAUGCGCGUGCAAAGCGAGCGCUCGAGAAGCGCGAGCCAAAGGCCACCGAGAACCCCAAGACAUGCCUUUUUCUCCGCGGAACAACAUGUUCUCAAAUCAUUCAGGAUGCUCUUAACGACCUUCACCAGAUGCGCCAGCCUCUUGCCAAGAAGUUCACCAAGAAGAACCCCAUCCACCCCUUUGACGAUGCCACUUCGCUCGAAUUUUUCUCCGAAAAGAACGACGCCAGUCUGCUCGUCUUUGGCAGCAGCCAGAAGAAGCGCCCCCACACCCUGACCUUUGUCCGUACCUUUGGAUACAAGGUCCUCGACAUGCUCGAGCUCUACCUCGACCCUGAGAGCUUCCGCACCAUCGCCCAGUUCAAGACCAAGAAGUUCGCUAUCGGUCUGCGACCCAUGCUUCUGUUUGCUGGUACUGCUUUCGAGAGCCCCGUUAGCAACGAGUUCACUCUUGCCAAGAGCAUGCUCAUGGACUUCUUCAAGGGCGAGCCCAGUGACAAGAUUGACGUUGAGGGCCUUCAGUACAUCAUCUCCAUCAGCGCCGAGGACAGCACCGGAGAUGGCGAUGUCAAGCCCGCCAUUCACCUGCGAGUCUACACCAUCAGCACUAAGAAGUCCGGCCAGCGUCUUCCCCGAGUCGAGGUUGAAGAGAUUGGUCCUCGCAUGGACUUCCGGGUUGGGCGUGUCAGAGAACCCGAUGAGUCGAUGCUCAAGGAAGCCAUGAAGAAGCCUCGCGGCCUCGAGGAGCGUCCCAAGAAGAACAUCACAACCGACUCUAUGGGUGACAAGAUUGGUCGCGUGCACUUGGGCAGGCAGGAUCUUAGCGAGUUGCAACUCCGCAAGAUGAAGGGCUUGAAGCGCAGUCGAAAGGAUGCCGACGAGACGGUCGAUGUUAUUGAAGAGAAGGAGGAGACCAAGAGGAUAAAGCAAUAG
This is a messenger RNA of Fusarium sp. VM40, 957 nucleotides long. The record is from the annotation of a GenBank genome assembly. Lineage: Eukaryota; Fungi; Ascomycota; Sordariomycetes; Hypocreales; Nectriaceae.